AUGAGAAUAAGCGAUGAAGUUAUUGGAAAAGAACAAGAUGGAUUCCAAAUCUUUAUCCUUGCGUAUAAAACGGACAGCUCCCAAGUGAUCGGUGGUCGCUCUCGGCUUUGUCUAAUAGAUUUAGGAUUGGGCGAGAGAAGCUCAAAAGGUGAUAUGCAAACGCUAACAAUGCCUGUUAUCACUAAUCUACUGGUUGCACUCUUUCAAGGACAACGACAUUUACCCAGCCGGCAAAGCGCACUGUGUAUGUUGCUGAAGGAUUCACUGGGGAAUGUUCGUUCGAAGAAUUCAGUUCUCUUCGCGUCACUGUCGGAUCGUAUCUCAGAGACCGAGAAUAUCGUUCAGAUGAUGUCAAAGAUUCAACGCGCCGCACGACCACGAAAAUCCAAUCGGCAUACAGUAAGUAUUCCGGUCGCAUUGUAUUUUGACGAUUACUGUGAAGUAAUUAUGACAGUUGCUCACGUCAAAAUACAAUUUGCCCUUAUAAUUGUACUUCCACUGAAACGUUUUGCUGAAGAGCGAUUCACCGUGUUUGAAGGGUAA
Molecule: messenger RNA, 543 nt
Organism: Anisakis simplex (herring worm)
Lineage: Eukaryota; Metazoa; Nematoda; Chromadorea; Rhabditida; Anisakidae
Source: the annotation of a GenBank genome assembly